Messenger RNA from Arachis stenosperma, 2590 nucleotides. RefSeq names its product putative ubiquitin-like-specific protease 1B. Bases 276 to 1634 code for a protein of 452 amino acids. Gene Ontology annotation, biological process: protein desumoylation. Lineage: Eukaryota; Viridiplantae; Streptophyta; Magnoliopsida; Fabales; Fabaceae. Gene Ontology annotation, molecular function: deSUMOylase activity. Gene Ontology annotation, cellular component: nucleus. The transcript has 9 exons. The record is from RefSeq and is a predicted model, not a curated record.
GCCAAAGCAAAGUGGAAGAAAAUGAAAAUCACAAAAUCGCCAAUUCCUCAAUUCAUUCAUAUAAAGCCCAAAUUCGCUUUUUUGAUUCAUUUCCUUCUCACUUUAAUCUCUAAUCAUCACCCUUCGCCAACGUGAUUCUUCAAAAUCAUUGCGUUUUGAGUUCAUUCGGCUGCGUUUCAUCUGCUCUAAGUUCUUUCGCCGAAUCCCCAAAUUCACAUUUCUGAACAUGCUUCUUCUUCGGCGAAUUCAUCGUUUCUGAGCUCUCUGCUGCAUCAAUGGGUCUCAUUAGUAGUAGCAACAACAAACGCCACCAACAGUGCAUGAAUUUGAAUCGCAUGUAUCCGUCUCCGAAUUCCUCAGAUUCCCGCACCUUAAAAAGAGCUACGUUCCAAUCAACGAGCAUGAACUCAACUCCCACUAGUACUGGUUCAAGAGUUUCCCGGUACCCAAAUGCAGUGCUACCGUUGCAUAGGGAGGUUCACGCUCCUUGCAGAUCCAAAAAGUUCGGUCUUUUGAAUAUUUCAGGAACUCAGAAGGAGAUUGGUAAGGGUAGGGGCAAUGAUGCGUUGCAUCACAAGUACCGCGUGUACCAGCAGGCGAAGGAUUCUGCACUUGCUUGCAUUCGAUUAUUUGAAAAGCGCAAGGAGGCGGCGAAAGUUGACACUGCUGGUCGCAACAAGGAGGUUUAUGUCAUAGAAGAUGAUGACGAAGAAGGACCAUCCAUGGUGACAGAACAGAGUUUGAAAGGGAUGCAUGAUUUUGAUGCUAAGGAUGUUGUAGGAUUUUUGCAGCAAUCAACUCCUUUGGUUUCUGAGUCCAUAACUAGUAAUUUGAAUGUGGUUUAUGCUGAGAGGAUGCUGGACACUCUAUCCUUGAGUCCCGAGCAUCCGAAGAAGGAACCACUUGUAGAGCUAGUGUCACUGAAACCUUUUGUUCCUCUUACAAAGGAGGAAGAAGAUGAGGUUGCACGUGCCUUUUCUGCUGACAGGAAGAAGGUUUUGGUCACUCAUUAUAAAUCCAACAUUGAGAUCACAGGCGGAACGUUUCAGUGCCUCAGGCCGGGUGGAUGGUUAAAUGACAAGGUCAUAGAUUUGUACCUGGUACUUCUGAAAGAGAGGGAGAGAAGGAAGGCAAAGAAUUCUCUCCAAUGUCAUUUUUUCAGUACCUUUUUCUACACAAAGUUGAUAAGUGGGAAGAAUGGUUAUGAUUUCAACUCUGUAAGGAGAUGGACCAUUCAAAAGAAACUGGGAUACAUCCCCCAUGAAUGCGAUAAAAUAUUUGUACCUAUUCAUCGAACGUCUCAUUGGUGUUUGGCUGUCAUCAAUCAAAAAGAGAAAAAAUUCCAGUAUCUUGACUCUCUGAGAGGAACAGAUACCCAAGUGCUGGAAGUGCUGGCUAGGUAUUUUGUAGAUGAAGUAAAGGACAAGACUGGAAAAGACACCGAUGUAAGUUCUUGGGAGAAAGAAUUUGUCAAAGACCAUCCUAAACAAUUGAAUUGCUAUGAUUGUGGGAUGUUUAUGAUCAAAUAUGCUGAUUUCUACAGUAGAAAUAUGAGAUUGUGUUUUGGCCAGGGAGACAUGCCUUACUUCCGGCUUAGAACAGCUAAGGAAAUCUUGAGACUAGAAGCUGACUAAGCUAAGGAGUGAUCAAUGACCAUACUUUUGGGUGCAUUUGUGAUUUUGGGAUAUGAUUGAUGAGAUUAAUAGCGUCUGCUUAGGAGGACUCACUUUUUGUCAACAGUUUCAGAUUGAGGAUUGGACUGACCAAGUGACUAUCAGGAUUCUGGAUUCCAACCAGGUAUAUCCACAAUGGUAGUGUAUAAUCCAGUAAAAAUUUGUAUUUGUACAUACCACGAGAACCGAAUCAUUAGAAGAGGAGUCUUGUCUUUUUUCUUAAGAGUUAUUUUUGUAAGAUCCAAUCAUCCAAUCAGACUGAUCCUGUCUUCCUAGGCAACUAGUUUGUUUACCAUUACCAAUUACCAUCAUUCACUUCUAGGUUUUGACCUCGUCUGUAUCCUGUGAAACGAUUUCUCAGUUGGGUCAGAUUCUCAUUCUCACGUCCAUCGAAUAGAAAGCACUCCUAGCGAGUUAAAUCGCAAAGUGGUCUUUGAAAUUUGCCACUUGCAUCGAAAAAGUCCUCAGGAUUCUAAUUGCACCACAAAGGUCUUCGAAAUUGAAAAAAUUGCACGUUAGUUCUACCCCUUUUCUAUGGUUACUUGUCAAGCUAUGAGUGACUUGGCACAUCCUUUCAGGUUGGAUUAGACAAAAUAAUGUUACUUUAGUUUUGACGCUAAAUGUUCGAUGAAACAAUGUCAUUUAUUCUUAAUGAACUACAAACAUCUUGUCCCCCAAAAAUUAUGACAAUUAAGGUUAAAUGAUAUUUUGUCAAGCAUUUAGAGUCAAAACUAAAGUAAUGUUAUUUCAUUUAGUUCAAUAUGGAAGAGAUACCACAGGUUACUCUAUGGUAGGGGAUUAAUAUGGUGCAAUUUUUUCAAUCUCAAAGAUAUUUAUGAUAUAGUUGGAAUCUCGGAGACCUUUUCGGUGUAAGUAGCCAAUCUUAAAGACCAUUUUAGGGUUUAACUCUAGGAAAU